Messenger RNA from Pediculus humanus corporis (human body louse), 1146 nucleotides. RefSeq lists its product as uncharacterized. The record is from RefSeq and is a predicted model, not a curated record. The transcript has 3 exons. Bases 1 to 1146 code for a protein of 381 amino acids. NCBI's taxonomy places the organism in Eukaryota, Metazoa, Arthropoda, Insecta, Psocodea, Pediculidae.
AUGAAUAAAUUAAAAGAAGAAACAGAAAAUAUAAGAAACAGUUAUAUUCAUCAAAUAAACAAUAGAGAAAACGAGAAAAAAUAUAAUAAUAAAAAAACAGUUGAAGAAGAAAAGAUAUUAUUAUUAAAUGGAAAAAGGGAAUCCCCUCAAAAAUGUUUUCAAGAUGGAAAAAAUGAUGUAUUAAAAUUUACAAUGCUUUUAAAUAAAUAUAAUUCUGAUUUGGGAAUGAGAAAAAAUAUUAAAAAAUGGGAAGACAAUGAUAAAUGUAAAAAAGAUGUUAAAUACGCCAUGUUUUUUAAUAAAGAUGUUACCAGGCAGUCAAAUUUUGAAUUACCCUCAUCUUUAACAGUUAAAAGUUUAGAACCUGUUAAAUGUGUUGAAAAAGAUGUUAAAAAAACAACAACGUUUAAAUCAAACAACAAUAAUAAUAAUAAUAAUAAACGAAAUGAUGAUGGGGAACCGGAAAUGAUGAAAAAGUUUACUUCCGUUAAGUUAUCGAAAACCGUUAACGAUUUGUCGCAAUCGAACAAUUUAAAUUCAGAUUUAAAAAAUCACAGUUCGUUAACUUUAUUACCUAAAAUAAUAAAAUUUGGUAUAAAAGGCGUUUUAAAAUCUAAAAUACCAUCAUUGACGUCCAUUGAAACAAGUUUGUUCGCUCCAAAAUCACCGUUACAAAAAUUUAAUUAUUGGGAUAAUUGGAAUAGUUUUUCCGCCACUCAAAUCGAUUUCGAUAAACAUGUUAAUUUACAAAUGUCAAAAUCAAAUAAUGAUAAUAAUAAUAAUAAUCGUCGUUCGGUGUUGAAAUUAAAAGAUGAUUCCGUUAGCGCAUCAGAUAGUAAAUUGUUUGUAUCUGAAGGUGAAAUUAAAAAACAAAUAAAAAAAUGUGAUAAAAAAUCAAGAGGAGAUUCUUUGAAAAAGGAUUUGGUUAGAAAAAAACAAGUUCAAUGGAAAAAUGAAGUCGACGUUAUUUAUUUUUCAUCACAUUUGAAAACAAACGGUGACAAAACGGGAGAAGUCAUUGGAAGAGUUAUGGAACCAUUAAGGGAAGAAUGGGAACAACAGAGAAAAGGUUUUUAUGGUAAAUUAAUUCCUUAUCAUAUGGAAGUUCAUUUAAAAGAUCAUUUUAUAUCCCUUUUGAAAAUAUAA